Cavenderia fasciculata is the source of this 6783-nucleotide messenger RNA. RefSeq names its product EGF-like protein. Gene Ontology annotation, molecular function: protein binding. The transcript is spliced from 20 exons. Lineage: Eukaryota; Evosea; Eumycetozoa; Acytosteliales; Cavenderiaceae. The coding region runs from base 1 to 6783 and encodes 2260 amino acids. The record is from RefSeq and is a predicted model, not a curated record.
AUGUCAAAUUCGCAAGUAAUACCUGAUGAUGAACGUAUGUUUGAUCGAUUAGUUAAAAAUGAGAGAGAUAAAGUUGCAUCUGCUAUAUUUUUAAUUAGACAAUAUGGACGAACCAUAGCACAGGAUCAAACAUUAUGUACGACAACAACAGAAAUAACAUGUGGUACUGAUACUUUUGAUGGACAAUACCGUAUUACUGCAAUAGUAUUUUUAGUUGGUUCUUUUACAGAUGUUGGUAUACCAGAACCUACUACAGUACUUAGUUUACCAGCCCUGGUGAUAUUCAGAGUUGACGUUACAGUGCCAGGAACACCUGUAUCCAAUCCAUCGUUGAAUGUCUUGGAACAAAUUAAACAUUUAAAAAAUUUGACAUCGAUUGUUAUCAAUUCUGAUCCAACGUGUACUGCUAUUCCUGCUGAUUUUAUCAAUUUUGACAAACUAAACACCAUUGUUCUUGGUGGAAAUGGUCUGACAGUAAUACCUCCUUCCUUUUUAGACGGUGCCAAUUCAGAGCUAGUAUCGAUCACCAUCGAUGAGCCCAUUUCACAAGUUUCGAUCAUCGAGAAUAGAAGCUUUCCAAAGUUAUAUUAUUUAACACUUACUACUAAUUGUAUUCUUGGUGGUCCAUGUAUUAUUAAUGUAACAUCCACAUACUAUCCUAAUUUAAGUAGAUUAGAGAUACAAAUGCUUCAAAAUUCAUAUAUAAAUGUUGGUUAUUAUAUUAAUAUAAAUACUGGAUCAAAUGCAUUAGUUUGUAAUGAUGUUUCUAAUGGUGCUCAAUGUCACUUGACGAUAGGAUAUCCUUCUUAUUUAUCCAUUUUACAAAUUUCAGGUCAGGGAUCUACUUAUAGUCCUCCUAUUGACGCAAGUUCAUAUUCCAUGCUUUAUGAUUUAAGAUUAGAAAGAAUGGGGUUGACAACAUUUCCUUUAGCAUCCUACCCUCCUUUAUCCCUUUUGAAUUUGAUUGGUAACUCAAUUUCAACUAUUCCAAGUUUACCAGUACCAGCAUCUUUACAAACUUUGAGAUUAAAAAAUAAUUUACUUACCACUUUGGAUUUUAGCAUGUUCUCCAAUAAUAAUGGACUCGACCUUUUAGAACUCAGUGGUAAUACAAACUUUGCAACUAUCACAAAUCAGUAUUGUAAACAUAAAAUAUCUAUCCUAUCGACAGCAGUUACCACGGUGCCAGAUUGUUUCUGGUGUUAUUCAGGUCUUACUGGUGUUUUAAUCUCCGAUUUACAACGUCCAGCGAAUUUUAAUUGUGUUGUUAAAAUUAAUGCAGCUUCUAAUUUACUUGCAACAAAUAUGGGAUCUGUCAUUAUUACAGGAGAAAAUUUGGGAUAUGGUCACCAAGAUUUUGGUUAUAGAAUUAUAAAAAUGAUUCCAAACGCUCAAAUGCAUUUAUCUGUGGACACAAUACCGAUGAAUCCAACAAACUAUACAUUGAAACUCUCUUCAUUCGUAAACCCACCUACACUCAAUGUAACUGUGGUUGAGGGUAUUGUCAGCAUCCAAUCGGUCAGUGCACAAGAGACGGGUAACAGCACCAUUAUCAAAUUUCAUAUGAUCUCCUACAACCCGUAUUUUAGUCACACCGUUCUUAUUGGCACCACUCUAUGCGCCAACAUUACCGACAUUGCUCCGUUGCGAUUCGAUUGUACUGUACCUCCACUCGCGACAGGUGUAUACACGGUUAGAAUAUACAACUCGUUCUACGAGCAAGCCAUGCCAAUCAACUUUACAUUCUCGUACCCCGUUGUCAAUGCGAUCACUCCACUCCCUGCUCUAAUGGGCUCCAACAUCACAUUGGCUGGUUAUUUCGGACUCAACUUUAUCAAUCCAUCCAUAUCGUUCAUGGACCAGUCUGGUGGUGCUUCGAUUGCCGAGUGUGACAUUAAAGUAAUGGAGGAAAAUAGAAUUAUUUGUCAGUCAAACAUAGCUAUAUCCAAUAAUGCCCGAGUACUUGUCGAGAUUAAUUCAAUCAACACUACAUUUAUCAUUACUCCUCAGUAUAUUUGUCAACAAAGAACAAAUAAUUGUUCAGGUAAUGGUCAAUGCGAUGCAAUUCAAGGUGUUUGUAUUUGUAAAAGUAAUGCAUUUUAUAAUGAUUGUUCAAAACCAUAUCCAAUUAUUAGUUCAGCAAGUUAUGAUUCAACAAAUACAAAAAAUGUUAUAUUGAAUGGUGAUUUUGGACCUUAUACAAUAACAAAUUCGAUAAUCAAGAUUAAUAAUACUUUGGAUUGUGCAGUUAGUUUUGUUUUACAGCAAUUAAUUAAUUGUACUUUAGGUCAAUCACCAAAUUAUGGACUGUCAUCUGUUCAUCUAGAAAUUUAUUCUGCUACCAAUAGCAUAGAUACAACUGUAAGAAAUAUAUUAUAUUUACGUCCCCCUACAAAUAAUAAUGGAGGAACAACCACUACUACCACCACAUCAACAACAGGAGGAUCACUCACUCCACAGGAACAAUGUGAAAAAGAUACAUUCAAUUGUUAUGGACAUGGUAAAUGUGAUAUUAAUGGAAUAUGUCAAUGUGAUGAUAAUUAUAAUCCUGUUGAUAAUUGUUUUACAAAGUUUUCCAAUACAACAAUCAAACCAAAUACAACAUCACCAACAGUAUCAUUUGAUAUUGAUGGAAUUGAUUUCCAAUUUGAAAUUGUAUCAAUUCAAGAAUUGGAUUUGGAUGCAGUGGUAUUGAAAGAAUUAUUUAUUUCAAAUUAUUCAUGGAAUGUAAAUGUAUCAAGCAAUAAUAUCAUAACCAUUGUCAACUAUCAAUUAAAUACAACUACAAAUUCCUCUUCAUCCUCUCCAUCCUCUUCAUUCCAAUCAGUAUUGGUAUCAUCAACCAUUUCAUUUUCAACACAAUCAAGAGAUAUUCAAUUUGGUGAUCAAACACUUCACAUCAAUCCCAAUUCUAUUAAAUUGGCAGUCAACAUCACCAACUGGCAAUAUUCAUCCAAUUUGGCAACACUCAGAGUUGUAUUUAGAACAAUCAUCAACAACAAUCAAACUGUAGAAUAUGAUUGUGAAGAUAAAAACGUGGAACCGUUGACAUACGACUCGGUAUCAUCAUUACAAUAUCUUAGGGUUGUCAAAGAUAAUGUACAAUUCAAUGGUAGAUUUAUUGAUUUUGCAUUAUCAGAUGGUAGACCAACCUAUUCACAAACACAACUCAUAUCAUUGUCUCAACAUCCCAACAAUGAUGAACAAUCGAUUGCAAUGAUUGGUAUUAAUUUCCCACAAUGCAAGUCGUGUGUUCUCGAUCCUGAUUUCACACCAUUACUCAUCGACAAAGAGAAUGAUAGUGGUUGUGGUGAUGACUCCAAAUCAAACACAUGGCGUAUUAUUGUUGGUGCAGUUGUUGGUGGUGUUGGUGCUGUAGCUAUUGUUACUGCAUCAAUAAUCACUAUUAAAAAGAUACAAAAAAGAAACAAAUUUAAUGCUCAUGUUCAAAAUAAUAGAUUAUGUUCAUUAGUUUUCUUUUGUGAGAAUUUACCUGAUGGUUUUACUCAUAUCACUCAAAUUUCAAUCAUAGUCAACACUUUUACAAAUGUUGGAAUACCAGACCCUAAUACUGUAUUGGAUCUGCCUUACUUGCGACUCUUUAACUUACUUUACAAGGAUCCUUCAAAACAGGUUGCCAAUCAGACCAUCAAUUUAUUAGAGUACAUGAGACCAUUGACGAAUCUGACCUCUAUCAAUAUCGUUUCCGACCCUUCCUUGACGUAUUUACCAACAACAGGAUUUGAUUCACGUGCUAAACUUGAAAUGUUUACUGUGGAUUCUAUUAACAUACGUGCCGUUCCAGAGGGUUUCUUAAACAACUCGAUCAAACUGAAUUUCCUCCAAUUCCUGGCGCCCAUCGAAUCGAUAGUCAUUGACGAUUCAUACAAUUUCCCAUCUUUAAAGACACUACAAAUACAUUCAAAUCGUACCACUGCUAGUCUUGGAUUACAUUUCCUCAACAUUACAACAAAAUCAUUUCCAAUUUUGGAAAAUUGUAAUAUUGUUAGUUUACCAGGAUCAAAUACAACGGUUUAUCAUUCAAUUUCGAAUCUCAACUCAUUGUAUUGCGGUGCUCUAGAUGAAAAUGGAGGGGAUUGCCAUUUGGUAAUUGGUAAUCCUCAAAGUUCACAAUUUGUAACGGUUAGAGGACAUCAGUCUACCUUAUCACCCUUUCCUAUUGUAGGAUCGGAUUUCCCAGAGUUAAAGUUUCUUACACUAGGUUAUAUGGAUUUAGUUAGCUGGCCAGUUCAGAGUUACCCUCCAAAAUUAGUUGUUUUGAAUUUAUCAAAUAAUAAAUUCACAACAGUUUCACCUUUACCAGUACCAAAGAGUGUAAGCAACUUUAUGGUUGCAGAUAAUGAAUUGACAGGUGUCAUUGACAUAGACUCGAUCUUUUCAAAUAAUAAUGGUGGAGUAUUAUCAUUUGAAAACAACCUCGGCCUGGACCAACCCCUUUCCAAUAACAACUAUUGUAAACAUCAACUGUAUAUUCGUAACACGUCAAUUCCAUCGGUACCACCAUGCUUUUGGUGUUAUAAAGAAUAUCGAACAACAGGCUUUGUUGUUUUUGAAACUGAUUUGUCACUUCCAUCAGGUUUUACUUGUCCUUAUAAUCUUAAUGUACCAAUGUUGGUGACAAGUAAUAAGACUGUUAAUUUUACAGGUAGCAAUGUUGGAUGGGGUAGAGUACAAACACCCAAUUAUACUCUGACCAGUAUUAUACCCAAUAAUCAGAUGGUUGCAGUAUUUGAUCAAGCUUACCAAUAUCCAACCCUCUUUCCUUUCAAACUUGCUCCGUUUGUCAGUCCACCACUAGUCAACAUCAACGUGAUUGAAGGUGGUGUCAAAAUUGGCAACAUCACAACCCAACAAACACCAAAUGUAACCACUAUCAUUGUAACAAUGAGCGAAUACAACUCGUAUUUCUCACAUUUCUUUGUCGUCGAUGCUUCCACCACAUGCACUAAUAUAUCCAACCCCCAAUCGAAUAAGUUUGUGUGCCAAGUGCCACCACUCACAAGUGGAAUCCACCAAUUGUCUGUCUGGAAUGAUUAUUACAGUCAAGCUUUGUCAUUCUCCUUUGACGCUACGUAUCCAAACAUCAUAGAAGUCACCGGUCUACCUUCUCCUCUGGGAUCAAACAUUACAUUGACUGGUAAUUUUGGUACGUUGGUUAGUGGCUUGCAAGUCUCUAUCCUUAAUGGCCGUAUGGAUACUGCACAAUGCGUCGUCAAAUCGGUAACAACGACGACCAUUAUAUGCGAGACUGGUAUGUCAAUAGUAAACACGCAAGUAGAUAUCAUAGUUGAUGUCGAUGGCUAUCAGGCAUCAUACCUCGUUACCCUAUUUGAACUCUGUACAUUAACAACAAAUAAUUGUCAUGGUAAUGGUGUUUGUGAUCAUUCAGGAGAUUCAUAUCCAAUUAUUAGUUCAGCAAGUUAUGAUUCAACAAAUAACAAGUUGGUUACAUUAAAUGGUGAUUUUGGUCCAUAUCCUAUAACAAAUGUAAUGAUAAAGAUUAAUAAUACUUUGAAUUGUACUGGAAAUGAUAAAUCACAAUUCCAAAUUAAUUGUACUUUAGAACAAUCACCACCUUUUGGUUUGUCAUCUGUUUAUUUACAAUUAAAUAAUCAAGUAGACGGAUUAAAUACAACUGCAAGAAAUAUAUUGAUUUUACGUCCGACCGGUAAUGGAGGUGGAUCAACUACUACAACAACCACCACUACCACCACAUCAACAACAUCAGGAGGAUCAUCAAAUACACCACAACAACAAUGUGAAAAAGAUACAUUCAAUUGUUAUGGACAUGGCAAAUGUGAUAAUAAUGGAAUAUGUCAAUGUGAUGACAAUUAUAAUCCUGUUGAUAAUUGUUUUACAAAGUUCACAAAUACAACUAUCAAACCAAAUACAACGGACCCAACAGUAUCAUUUGAUAUUGAUGGAAUUGAUUUCCAAUUUGAAAUUGUAUCAAUACAGGAAUUAGAUUUGGAUGGUAAUACAAUCCUCAAAGAAUUAUUUAUUUCAAAUUAUUCAUGGAAUGUAAAUGUAUCAAGCAAUAAUAUCAUAACCAUUGUCAACUAUCAAUUAAAUACAACUACAAAUUCCUCUUCAUCCUCUCCAUCCUCUUCAUCCUCAUUCCAAUCAGUAUUGGUAUUAUCAACCAUUUCAUUUUCAACACAAUCAAGAGAUAUUCAAUUCGGUGAUCAAACACUUCACAUCAAUCCCAAUUCUAUUAAAUUGGCAGUCAACAUCACCAACUGGCAAUAUUCAUCCAAUUUGGCAACACUCAGAGUUGUAUUUAGAACAAUCAUUAAUAACAACCAAUCAGUUGAAUAUGAAUGCGAAGAUAAACAAAUUGAAUCAUUAACAUAUGACUCGUUAUCAUCAUUACAGUACCUCAGAGUUGUCAAGGAUAACGUACAAUUCAAUGGUAGAUUUAUUGAUUUUGCAUUAUCAGAUGGUAGACCAACUUAUUCCCAAACACAACUCAUAUCAUUAACACAAUCGGAUGGUGGAGAUGAUGAACAAUCAAUUGUAAUGAUUGGUGUUGGUUUGCCACAAUGUAAUGAAUGUGUUCUCGAUCCUGAUUUCACACCAUUACUCAUCGACAAGAGUGAAUGUGGUCACUCUGAUAGUUGGAGAAUCAUUGUUGGUGCUGUCGUCGGUGGUGUUGGUGGAGCUGCUAUAAUUGUCGCGUCAGUCUUAACCUAUUUGAAAAUACGAAAGGGUAAGAUAUUUGACCAACGUUUAUCCGUCAAGAUGAAAGGGAUGGGUCAAUAA